Messenger RNA from Lentinula edodes (shiitake mushroom), 753 nucleotides. RefSeq lists its product as uncharacterized. The transcript is spliced from 4 exons. Lineage: Eukaryota; Fungi; Basidiomycota; Agaricomycetes; Agaricales; Omphalotaceae. The record is from RefSeq and is a predicted model, not a curated record. Bases 1 to 753 code for a protein of 250 amino acids. Gene Ontology annotation, biological process: mycotoxin biosynthetic process.
AUGCAUUCCACCAGCUCCGUCGUCUAUCUUCCACUCACAGGGAAUGAUUCCGAGGAAAACAUCAUAUCCAACUCUCAUAGUCAUUUUUCUUUUCGUUCAUUGAUUAUUCCGUGUCUUCUCCUGGCAUUAGCGGCUUCGGAUCUCGUCCUCUUCACCGUACUGUGCUUGAAGACUGAAACUCCCGCCUCGCAGGUUCUUUACUCUCCAGCUCAAGAUGCUAUCGAGUACAAAACGGUUAAGUUUCAUAGUGGUUUCGGAGCCGAUUUGCCCAUAUACGAUCGCCCACCAUCCCCAGAAGUCGACGCUGCAUGGGCCAGUCUUUAUGAAUUCGCGCUCAACAAAGUGCCACGGAAUGAGGCUAUUCUCAUGACGAACCAAACUUAUCCUAUUCUUGGAGAGGAAGGUUAUUAUAUGAUCGCCUUGGACGUCUUCCACCAAUUGCAUUGCUUGAAUGAAAUGCGAAAAGCCAUGUAUCCGGAGUACUACCCUAUAACUGGAGAGGGUAUACACACUCCUCAUAUGCAACAUUGUAUUUCCAGCUUGCGACAGUCUAUCACUUGCUCCGCCGACAUCACCCCAAUAGUUUGGCAGUGGUCGAACAAAUCGAAGGCCGCUAAAGAACGAAGCGACGUUGUUCACACCUGUCGAGACUUUCAAAAAAUUACAGAUUGGGCUCAAGACCAUUUUGUACCUCGUCAGCAAAAUAUGUCGAUCUUCAUUGACGACGAGUUGGAUAUUCCUAUUAUCUGGUAA